Messenger RNA from Ogataea parapolymorpha DL-1, 1611 nucleotides. RefSeq names its product putative serine carboxypeptidase. Gene Ontology annotation, biological process: proteolysis. The transcript has a single exon. The coding region runs from base 1 to 1611 and encodes 536 amino acids. Lineage: Eukaryota; Fungi; Ascomycota; Pichiomycetes; Pichiales; Pichiaceae. Gene Ontology annotation, cellular component: fungal-type vacuole. The record is from RefSeq and is a predicted model, not a curated record. Gene Ontology annotation, molecular function: serine-type carboxypeptidase activity.
AUGAAGCUCCAUUUGUUUCCAUUGCUGUUUUCUGGCCUCAGUUUGAUUACUGCUGUCCAGUGUGCAGCAAUUGGUGAAAAGGUUCUUUCUGUUGACUCUGAAUACCGUUAUUCCCUUGAAGGGCUUGAUAAGGUUCUCCAGGACGAUGUCAGGUUCGUAUGGAGCUCUUUGGAGCAACGACUUGGUACACAAGGGCUCAAAAAGGCCAUCCAAGAUUAUGAAACUAGUGUUUGUCCAAUAAGUAGCUCAUUUCCAAUUGAUAUCAAAAGCGAUUCUGACAGUGUGGAGACUAUUAGCCUUGAAAGCUUGCCAGAAUAUCAACUGAGAUUGCAUACGAAAAAACGGAGCAACCCACUGAGUCUAGGUGUGGAUACUGUUAAACAGUAUACCGGAUAUUUUGAUAUCAAUGAUGAUGAUAAGCACCUCUUUUAUUGGUUUUUUGAGAGCAGAAACGAUCCUGCGACCGACCCUGUGAUUCUUUGGUUAAAUGGAGGUCCUGGCUGCAGCUCAGUGACGGGCUGCUUAUUUGAGCUUGGACCAGCUUCACUUAACGGAACCACACUUACCCCAAUCCACAAUCCCUACUCUUGGAACAACAAUGCGUCGGUCAUAUUUCUGGAACAGCCUGUUGGUGUUGGCUACUCGUACAGUACGAGGUCCUCUGUUUCAAGCACUAAGGUCGCAGCUAAGGAUGUUUUUGCGUUCUUGGAGCUAUUCUUCACAAAAUUUGUGCAGUUUUCGAAUAAUGACUUUCACAUCGCUGGCGAAUCUUACGCAGGUCACUACAUUCCUAAUAUUGCAAGCGAGAUUCUUGAUCACAAGAACAAGUCUUUUGAACUCACCUCUAUUUUAAUUGGUAAUGGAAUUACAGAUCCAUUGAUCCAAUAUGGCUGGUAUGGUCCAAUGGCCUGCAAUGCAUCGUUAUCGGGUUACAAACAAAUCCUUUCCGACAGUGACUGCAUGAAAAUCGACGACAUGUAUUCUCGCUGCAAAAGAUUGAUCAGUGCAUGCUAUAGAACCCUAUCUGCCGUUACUUGCCUGCCGGCAAAUCUUUACUGUGAACGUAUAUUGGAACCAUUUGAGGAGACCGGGCUUAAUGUUUAUGAUAUUCGUGGCCCUUGUGAAACUCAAGAUGGAAACUGCUACCUGGGAAUGGACUACAUCGACAAGUACAUGAAUCUUCCUGAAGUUAAAGAGGCACUGGGUGCAGAAGUUGAUAUCUAUAGUGGUUGUGAUGAUGAAGUUUUUCGACAAUUCAUCUUGACAGGAGACGAAACAAAGCCAUUUCAGCAGUACGUGGCCCAAGUUCUAGAUGCUGGUCUCCCGGUUCUUAUUUACGCAGGAGACAAAGACUAUAUUUGCAACUGGCUAGGAAACCUGGCCUGGACGGAAGUAUUGGAAUGGAAAGAAAGUGCCUCUUAUCAGAAGGCAGAAUUCAAGAACUGGUAUACGGAAAUCGAGGGCCUUCCUGCGGGAGAGAUUAAGACCAAUGGGCACCUGACAUUUGCCCGGGUUUACGAUGCAGGCCAUAUGGUUCCUCAUGACCAACCAGAAGCUGCUCUUGAUAUGGUGAACAGGUGGAUUACUGGAGAUAUAUCAUACAAUCGCUGA